UUGGGAUUAGGAGAAAGAUGAAGAGAGGGGUUUAGGUCGACCAACUAGUUGUUAAGGAUAGAAACUCCUUAACCAUACACUUAUAACAUUUUCUCAACAAUUUUCUUCUCUUUACCAUUGACUUGACUCCAAGAAUCAACAAGCAAGUUCAAGCACCAACCAGAUUAUAGCUUUCUGAAGCAAGCUUCUUAAUAAAAGUCUUUAUUUGAUAUACUCCCCCCCCCCCCCCCCCCCCCCCCCCUCUUUAUUUAACAUCAAAUAAGAUAAAGAAAAGUUUUUAUUUGCUUUCUUUUUCUGGGAGAGGGAGAGAAUGAUAUGGGCCUUUCACGUGUGACAUUGAUUAUAUGGUGAAUUCAAAUUAUAUAUCACCAGAAGAAAAGAAAGUCUUUCACAUUUUGUAAUUUGUUGGAUCAUCAUUUUCACUUUUUUAAUUUCAAUAUAAGAUUUAGCUUUGUCUUCUUCAACAAAGCAGCAGUUUAUAUCCAGGACAAAGGACUAUGGAACUCAACUGAUCCAAGAAACACACUGCAUUGCUACAUUUCGAUGGAUUAUCAGGAAGCUAGGUUUCUUCCCGGAAACGCAAUGAUCCACAUGAACCCUACUGUUUCUUACUCAGAGGAAGUAGCCGGUAAAGAAAGAACUGAAGCUAACAAUGUCUCAGCCUCACAAGAGACGCAAGCAUAUUCAAGAUUUGGUGGAGUUUCACAAAUGCAGGACAUUCAAGGCUUCGGUUCUUGGAGAGAUCAAGCUUGUGACAGGAGCGGUUUCCAGCCAAUGAGCGCUAUAGCAGGCCCUACAGGAGUUCAUCAGACCGGUCAGGGAUUGUCCCUUAGCCUCGGUUCACAGAUUCUCCCUGGUAUACAUCAGGGAAUGUCUCCAAGACCGGAGCAUUUUAGAGGCAAUGAGUAUGCAACUCAGAGCAUUUCGGUCGGUAACCCGAACAUGGAUGUUGUGAGAACAAUUCCCAACUCAAAGUAUCUCAAGGCAGCUCAAGAGCUUCUAGAUGAGGCUGUUAAUGUAAAGAAAUCGCUGAAGCAGUUUCAGCCAGAGGGGGAUAAGAACAAAGAGAACCCUCAAGAAACGGAUAAAAACCCUCAAGACUCAAACAUGAAUCCUCCCGCUGAGAUCUCUCAAUCAGAGAGACAAGAAUUGCAUAACAAGUUGACAAAACUCUUGUCAAUGUUGGAUGAGGUGGAUAGAAGAUAUAAGCAAUAUUACCAGCAGAUGCAGAUAGUUGUAUCCUCCUUCGACGUGAUAGCAGGUUAUGGAGCCGCUAAGCCAUACACAGCACUCGCUCUUCAAACCAUUUCACGCCAUUUCCGUAGCCUAAGAGAUGCAAUAUCAGGACAAAUCGUCGUGACACGAAAAUGCCUCGGGGAACAAGAUGGUUCUGAUGGGAAAGGAGUUGGGACAAUAAGCCGACUUAAGUACGUUGAUCAACAUUUAAGACAACAAAGAGGUUUCAUGCAACCUCAGGCUUGGAGACCUCAACGUGGCCUACCUGAAAACUCUGUUUUGGUUCUCCGUGCUUGGCUCUUUGAACAUUUUCUUCACCCUUACCCAAAGGAUUCUGACAAGAUCAUGCUAGCAAGACAAACAGGGUUGAGCCGUGGUCAGGUCUCAAACUGGUUUAUAAAUGCGCGCGUGCGUUUAUGGAAGCCAAUGGUGGAAGAAAUAUAUAAGGAGGAGUUCACAGAGCAUGAUUCCAACUCGUCCUCCGACAGUACACCAAAAAUGUCUGAGGUACGUCCUGUUGUUGCUGAUGAUGAAGAUCGAGCUCAAGAGCUUCCACAAGAUCAUGGACAUGAGUAUGGUGUGGAAACUUGUGGCAUGGUCCAGGGCGGUCAUCAAAUGGAUGGUGGGAGGUUUAUAUCAAUUGAGCCUACAUAUCAUGUGGCUGAGAUUUCAAGAUUUGGUGGUGGUGGUGGUGUCUCUUUAACUCUAGGACUUCAAAAUUCUCAAGGACAUGAUAAUGUUGUUGCUAUGUCUAGUGAGGCGUACAACAGCUUUCCAGGGGUUUAUAUUUACGGAAAUGUCAUACCGGGAGCUGAGAUGGAGUAUGUAAACCCUGGGAGUCGCCAGAACAGGAUAAAUUCUUCAGUAAUGGUACAUGAUUUUGUAGCUUGAAGAAAAAAGCAAUGGGAAUGAAUAAAUGUGUGUGUGAAUGUUAUGAUCACUCUCAAUUCUCUAGUGGAAGAUUUGGUCAGAGAAAAAAAAAUAGAAAUAAUUGUAUAAAGAAAACAUUCUUUUGUGUAAGAAGAAAGUGUACAACAAUCACAAUCAUGAGUUUUAAAUUUGAACUCUAGUGGAAGCUUAAAAAACAGUUAAAAAUA
Brassica napus (rape) is the source of this 2333-nucleotide messenger RNA. Its product is annotated as BEL1-like homeodomain protein 6. The transcript is spliced from 5 exons. Gene Ontology annotation, biological process: regulation of transcription by RNA polymerase II. Bases 544 to 2127 code for a protein of 527 amino acids. The record is from RefSeq and is a predicted model, not a curated record. Gene Ontology annotation, molecular function: DNA-binding transcription factor activity, RNA polymerase II-specific; RNA polymerase II cis-regulatory region sequence-specific DNA binding. NCBI's taxonomy places the organism in Eukaryota, Viridiplantae, Streptophyta, Magnoliopsida, Brassicales, Brassicaceae.